Molecule: messenger RNA, 1479 nt
Organism: Mya arenaria
Lineage: Eukaryota; Metazoa; Mollusca; Bivalvia; Myida; Myidae
Exons: 4
Coding region: 1-1479 (492 amino acids)
Biological process (GO): DNA integration; DNA recombination
Molecular function (GO): DNA binding
Source: RefSeq, a predicted model, not a curated record
AUGGCUGACGGAGUAGACAUGGGUGAACGUACGCUCGAAAAUUUAGCCAACAGGCUACUUCAACUGGAUUCUGCCAUCGAAAAAAAUGAACAUUUCACUGAGGCACAAGCCCGGCAAUUCAUUGAAGCAAAGAAAAACAAGGCUACGGUAACAAAAACAAGGAGUGACAUGAAAAAGGCGAACGAUUGGCUGAAUGAUGACGGCGAGACCCGCCAGAUCAAAGACAUUCCACAAAAGGAGCUAGAUAUUCUUUUAUCCAGAUUCCUGCUCAGUGUCAAGAAGAACAAGCUUUCGGCAGAGGCGAAUGGCCCCGCUGCAACCAACUUCGAGCCAUCUACCCUGCGUGGCAUCUUGUCAAGUGUAAAGAGACACCUGUCCGAGAAUGAGUACGAAGGCGAUGUCAUGGGCGGAAAAGAGUUCAAACUCACACGGGACACGCUAAAAGCGAAAUGCGUGGACUUGAAAGAAAAGGGACUUGGCAACAAAAACAGAGAGCCGAUCCCUUCACUUCCUCAGAGAUUCAACAACUCUACGAAAAGGAACUUCAUGGAGCCGGUAACCUCUCCAAUUUCCCUCACAAAUACCAUUUGGCUUAACAACACCAUGCACCUUGGAUUGCGAGGAAGACAGGAGCACUUGACCAUGUUGUGGGGGGACUUGGAAUUAAGCCAGACCUCCGAUGGUGUGUGUUACUUGGCCUUCACGGAGAGGGCGACAAAAACAAGAAACGGUGUUGCUGGUGACCACAGGCAAUAUGUACCUAAGCUCUUUGAACAGCCAGGAGACCCAAACUGCCCUGUAAGGUUGUAUCAGCUUUACAAUGAAAAGAGACCACCUCAGAUGUCCGCCCCAGAAACAAGGUUUUAUGUAGCCCUGAAUCCAAAUUUUGGAAAGGGAACAGAAUCAAAUGAUCUCUGGUUCAUCAACCAAAACCUGGGAAAAAAUAAAUUGGGACAACUGGCCAAAACCAUGAGUGAGCAGGCUGGAUUUCAGGCUAUGCAUGUUAAUCACUCUGCAAGAAAAACAUGCAUUUCAAAUUUGCUGGAUGCCGGUUGUUUCCCCACUGAGGUGGCACAGCUGACUGGUCACAAAAAUCUGAUGUCUCUAAAUCAUUACCAUACAAACAAUAUAGAAAAGCAGCAAAACAUGUCCAAUAUUCUUCACAUAUGUAAGAGAAAAGAACCAGUGACAAAUCCAGAACCAGAACCAAUUACUAGCAUGGAGGAAUUUGAUGAUGAUGACAAUCAGGAACUUGUAGCAGCAUCCCAGGAAAUUGAGCAAGCGCUAUCCUCCAUCCAAACAUAUGAAGAGAUUCCUGUAAGAAAACCAACACAUGAUGAAGCUGAACAAGUUUUAGACCUUCCCAUUAAACAAAGCCCAGGUGGAACACUGACCCUGCAAAAAUUUAUGAAGGACCCUCAGUCACUGUUUAAUGGCUGCACCUUUAAUGGGCCUAUCAGCAUUAAUUUGAGAAAUUAG